CUCUCCCUCUGACAGCUGCUGAUCGAAUCACACAGACAUCGCAACUCAAAGUCUCACACGAGCGAAGAAAGGCGGGAAGCAACACCGGCAGUGGAGCACACGCGACACGAACAUUGAUCGCGUCUUUCGCGGAACCAGGAGCGAUAUCGCCCUUGUAUAGAGCAAGGCUCUAGCAGUGUUGCUGCGGGGCCGCGACCAUAAGUUGAGCGUCGCAGCUAUGGGCGCCUCCAUCAGCAAGAUGAUGGCCAAGAUCUUCGGAUCCAAGGAGAUGCGGCUGUUGAUGCUGGGCUUAGACGCGGCAGGCAAGACGACCAUACUCUACAAGCUCAAGCUUGAUACAGACGUUACGACAAUUCCCACAGUAGGCUUCAAUGUCGAAACGGUGACGUACAAGAACACCAAGUUCAAUGUGUGGGAUGUUGGAGGACAGGACAAGAUCCGGCCGUUAUGGCGGCACUACUUCUCCGGCACGCAGGGGUUGAUCUUCGUGAUAGACAGCAAUGAUCGAGACCGAAUGGAUGAGGCGAAGAAGGAGCUAGAGCGGAUCAUCCAGGAUCGGGAGAUGAAGGAUGCGCUGUUGUUGGUGUUCGCGAACAAGCAAGAUAUCAGAGGAGCCAUGUCGCCGAAGGAGGUCUCCAAUGAGCUAGAGCUUGACCGGACAGCGAAAGGUCAUGUCUGGAAAGUUGAGCCUAGCUGUGCGACGACCGGAGAAGGUAUCUUUGAAGGCUUGGCUUGGUUGAGCAAUAACGUCAAGUUACCGCCAAAGUAAGCAGGACGAGCCAACAAUAUCAGGAGCAAACAAUACGCGUACACAGACGUUCAAAAGUAGUGCCGCCGAGCUUUACUGUUGCGGCCGCUACUCAGGCCGCAGCUUGGAUGUGCAAGCUCAACUCGGGACAAGCGUGCCACGGCCUGUGGUAAGCGCUACACAUCGACUUGAGAAGCGAAGAUACCCCGGACGCUGGCGUGUUCCAACAUAGCAUACCGGCAGAAAGUAUGACGCGAAGAUGGCAGCGGCGUUGCUAGGUUGUUGCUCGGGAGGGGCGCCGUCUUGGUCACCGCGCAUACUACAGCCUUUAGAGCUGAACGCAGCACUGCGGCAAUACGAUCUGCCCGCAAGAGUGCCCAUGGGCUUCGCUGCCCGUCCAAAUGAUAGACUUCCGCAAAG
Baudoinia panamericana UAMH 10762 is the source of this 1168-nucleotide messenger RNA. RefSeq lists its product as uncharacterized. The coding region runs from base 218 to 769 and encodes 183 amino acids. Gene Ontology annotation, cellular component: cytoplasm. Gene Ontology annotation, biological process: vesicle-mediated transport; intracellular protein transport. The record is from RefSeq and is a predicted model, not a curated record. Gene Ontology annotation, molecular function: GTPase activity; GTP binding. The transcript has 3 exons. Lineage: Eukaryota; Fungi; Ascomycota; Dothideomycetes; Mycosphaerellales; Teratosphaeriaceae.